Marmota flaviventris (yellow-bellied marmot) is the source of this 1550-nucleotide messenger RNA. RefSeq names its product hepatitis A virus cellular receptor 2 (gene Havcr2). Gene Ontology annotation, cellular component: mediator complex. NCBI's taxonomy places the organism in Eukaryota, Metazoa, Chordata, Mammalia, Rodentia, Sciuridae. Gene Ontology annotation, biological process: regulation of transcription by RNA polymerase II. The record is from RefSeq and is a predicted model, not a curated record.
CCUCAAGUGUGGUCUGGCAAUCAGCAGAAGUAGCUGCCAUUCAUGUGAUUGUGGAGGAAAGAGACAGUUGGAGGAAACACUUAGUUCGUCUGGAGAGUUCAAACUGUGCCUAAACAGAGUCAUCCUCUGACUCUUCCUCUGAAGAGCCCAUGUUUUCACAUCUUUCUUUUAAUGGUAUCCUGUUACUGCUGCUGCUGCUGCUACUUACAAUGUCUUCAGAAGGGGAAUACAUAGUUGAGGUGGGUCAGGAUGCCAGUUUGCCCUGCAGCUACAACCCCAUCUCUUCAGAGAGUCUUGUGCCUGUGUGCUGGGGCAAGGAGUCCUGUCCUGUAUUUGGAUGUAAGGAUUUGGUGCUCAGCACUGAUGAAACGAAUGUGAAAGAUCAGAAAUCCAGCAGAUACCAGCUAAAGGGGAAUUUACACAAAGGUGAUGUGUCCCUGACCAUAGUGAAUGUGACUCCAGCUGACAGUGGGACCUAUUGUUGUCGGAUCCAGUUUAUAGGACCAAUGAAUGAUUACAAACUAAAUGUGGAGUUGAUCAUCAAACCAGCCAAGGUCAACCCAGCUCCAACUGCCCAGAGAGAUGUUACUACAGUCCUUCCAAGGAUGCUUACCACCGAGGGACAUGGCUCAGUGGAAACACAGACCCUGGGGACCUUCCAUGAUAAAAAUCAAACACAGAUAUCCACAUUUGCUGAUGAGUUCCAAAGCUUUGGAGCAACCACCAGAAGAGGCCUCUAUAUUGGAGUAGGAAUCUCUGCUGGGUUGGCUCUUACGCUUAUCUUUAGUGCUUUAAUUCUCAAAUGGUAUUCUCAUAGGAAAAAGAAGUUACAGAAUUCAAGUCUCAUCACGCUGGCCAACCCCCGUCCCUCAGGAUUGGCAAAUGCAGCAGCAGACAGGAUGCGCUCAGAGGAGAACAUCUACAUCAUUGAGGAAAACAUAUAUGAGAUGGAGGACCCGAAUGAGGACUACUGCUAUAUCAGCAGUGAGCAGCAAUACUGACCACCUCUGGGUUCUCACCUUUUUAUGCCAUUGAAUCCAGCACCUUCAUUUUUGACCUUGGUGUUGUUUUUUUCAAAACUAAGACGUGUCAGCUAACUGGUUUUACAGGUUCUGUCCAGGGGCACGAAGAAGAGUGUUCCUAUUUUCUGGAGAUAAUUAGCUCACAUUGGGGUUCAACCGUGACCUUUGCUGUACAUCAUUACCUCUGUAUCCCAGCUAACAGGGGUAUCCAACCCAGAGACUGCCAAUCAUGGGCAUUAGACUUCAAAUGUACUUUUAUGCACAUUAGGGAUUCUUGAUAUGAAAUCUCUCCAAGAAAUUCAGGCUUAUGAUGUGACUGUGAAGCUCCUGAAAAUGUAGAGUAUACUGUGUGUCGAGACAUGUGCUUUUCUUCUUCAGUACAGACAGUCUAAAGGGGCACUGAUUUUCAUGGAGGUCUAUAAUCCUUAAAAGGGUCCAAUAAGCCGAAUGUUGUGGUACAUACCUGUAAUCCCAGCAAUUUGGGAGAUUGAGGCAAGAGGAUUCCAAGAUGGAGGCCAGCUUCAGCAA